CUGGAUUUGCGAUAUAAGCUCCAACAUCUUAAGUAAAUAGCAGCACCAUCACAGACACCUCCACCAGUCGCUAUGGCGGAGAUCCCGACGGGCCCAAAACCAAGACGGCUGAGGGGUCACAAGGCCACCGCCACGUGUUGUAUCGCCUCAGUUGCCACACCUGGCCUCGUUGCCACUGCCGCCGAGGAUGGUUGUGUUUGCUGGUUUGAUAUGAGAUGCAAAGAAGUGGUAGACAUUAUGGAGGUGGGAAAGGAAGCUGUUACUUCGUUAUGCUUCAAGCCAGGGAAUGAGAAUGUGGUGUAUGUGUCUUCGGGGAAGGAAGUUAAGAGCUUUGAUGUGCGUCUGGGGAGUUCUUGCUCGUGGAGCGUGCUGGAUUGUUUCGAGUAUAAUAAAGAGGAGAUAAAUCAGAUUGCUUGCAGCUCUAAGGCCUCUUUCCUUGCUGCUGCUGAUGAUGGCGGUGAUAUAAAGAUUGUUGACAUCCGCCAGCAGCGCAUUUACAAAACAUUAAGAGCUGAUACUGGUCAUACAAGUAUAUGUAGCAGCGUGCAAUUUCUUCCUUGGAGACCUUGGGAAGUUGUUACUGGAGGUCUCGAUUCAAAGCUAGUAAUGUGGGACUUUUCCAAGGGGCGACCAAUCAGGACAAUAAAUUUUGGUCUGUCUGAUGUAAAUAAUGGUGGUGAGCAGUGUCUUAAUCCUGCCUUUGUCCAUGCAAUAGCAGUUCCAGAAAUCGAUAUGUUAGACAGAUCAGACAAGGUUUGUGUCGUGGCUCGGGGUGAUGGUGCCGUUGACGUGAUUAACAUUGAAGCUGAACUUGAUUCUGUGAGGUCAAAGGAUUCUACAAAACCUCGGAAAGGAUCUCAAUCACGAUUGAAACACACUGAUCUGGAAAAUCAAGAUCAAAAUGGAGGAAAACGGUUGCAUUUGGAUUACUCAUCAGGCGGUCAUACUGCUGCUGUGUCUUGCGUGGCAUUUUCUUUAUUCGGAGAAAGAGGAAGAUUUAUAAUUUCAGGCGGAAACGACAAGCUGGUAAAGGUCUGGGAUUGGACCAAGUAUCUUGAUGCAGAACAAACUAGCAACAGUGGUGAUCUUCUACAUUUGGAUAUCAACCACAACAAAAAAGUCAAUUGGCUGUGUACCACUCCAGCUGAUACGGAAAACCUACUUGUAUGUGAUACAACUAAGGUGGUAAAGGUCUACUCUGUUGCAUAGAUAAAUGCCGCGCCAGUCAUUCAGUUUUCCCAACAAGCUCCAAAAUAGUAAAGUUAGUAACCCAUAGUCUAUGACUGGAAACCUCAGUUCUAGCUCUCUUCCCAAAUUUGUCUAGUCUGCAUUUUGUGCUAAACAAAUGCUCUUCUUGAUCCUCAUUGUCAGCCUGCUGGAUCCGAGCAGCCUUCAGUUUCUGGGCUCACCCCAUAUAGGGUUUAUAUAUAAGCUGGGGAUAUCAGAUGCAAUUUAUCAGUCUGUAAGUCUGUAAUCUGCUACUGUAUUAUAAUUUAUCUAUCUUGUUUAGAGAGGUUAUUCCUGUCU
Molecule: messenger RNA, 1527 nt
Organism: Argentina anserina (silverweed cinquefoil)
Lineage: Eukaryota; Viridiplantae; Streptophyta; Magnoliopsida; Rosales; Rosaceae
Exons: 11
Coding region: 73-1209 (378 amino acids)
Molecular function (GO): protein binding
Source: RefSeq, a predicted model, not a curated record